AAUGUUAACCAAACAGUGUAUAACUGAACAACACAUUCUUGGCCUGGAUGAGUAAAGCAGUGUGCAAAGUCUUUGCUGAUUCAGAACAAAGUUAACUGGUUUGUUUAAUUCUUCUGUGGACAUGUAGGGGUAAGGGUGUUAUGGUUUUGAAAGAGGAGGACAUCAGUUUCGGGAACCAACUUGUUGUUAGAGGGGGGAAAAGGCUUUUUGGAGAACUUUUCUUGAAAGUUUGGAGAAAAUGGGACAAGAGGAAGGAGUGCGGUUCAGAAUGCUGAAGAAGGCCAAGUCGUUUCGAAAUGACAUAAAGGACAGGAUCAGCGGCCAUAUUAAAAGAAGCCAUUCCAAUGCAACAGAAGUUCCCACUUCUCCCACAAAAACUGCCAAAGGUGCUAAAACCAAAUCUGUUGCUCGGACGGGGAGUUUUAGUGAAGGAACCAAAACAGACAAGCAAUGGAAACAAAGCAAUGUAGAAAAGCUCAAGCAGGAGUCAAAGAAGGUGUUCCAGUACCUGGGGUACCUGGAGAAGGCGGUGGUCAAGGGGGUGAUGAUUCAACAGAUUCCUGAGGCGGUGACGGUGGUGUUGGAGGCUGUGAUGGAUCUCAGUUCUCUCCUUGGAACCUACUUUAUAAAUCAAGACAGUUCUGUCCUUUUGUCCAGUCAGAACAAAGUAUACCAGAAGCUGGCACAACUGGUCAAGUGGGCAGACACCUUCAUCCUCAAUGAGGAACAGCCGCUGAAUAAAGAUGGCGCUGCUGAAAUCAUCAAAGCUGUCAGUGAUGCACUGAAGGAGUGGGUUCAGAUUUCAUCUGACAAGCUCCAAAACAAGUCGUACUUAUCUCUUCCAAAGUCUGCAGGAUCCAGAGGUUCUUCUACUAGUAACCCUGAAAGCCCAGGUAGAACCUCUCUCCCAGACAUCCCACUCACUCCAAGGGAAAGAGAAAUUCUAGAACAGACUAACAUGGGAGAUUACGAUAACAACUUUGGUUUUAAAGACUCAGACAUCUAUGGAAACAACAACACACUUCUUCCAGGGGCACCGCCUCCAAAACCACCGCUUCCUGAAAACAGAGUUUCUCCACUGAUGAAUAGAAGUUCAGCACACAGUAUGGACUCCCCUGAAACAGAAGGGGAGACCCCUCCUCCUCUUCCAAGAAAGAAGCGCUCAAAUUCAAAUGUAAUGGAGUAUAACCCGUCACAAGGGGGAUCUUCAUCUACGCCUAUCUCACACCGUUCUCCACAUAGCAGUAUUUUUGGGGGCACAACAAGCACAACUACUCUUGACUCUUUAAAUCUGAGUCCUCCAUUUUUGUCUCCGCUUAGUACUUCACCAGCAAGUAGUGUAGGAUCUGGUUUGAAUCAGUCGCGAGAGGAUUUGUUAGACAGUAGUAAAUCUGAGGAAAACCUAAUGGAAGGAUUUACACAGGCACAUUUCAUUCAUCACACAGCAUCUUGGUCAAGCUCUACUAGUACAACUUCAGGAGGAGGAGGUAUUGACGAUAUAAAUGAAUUAACGAAAAAAAUUCAGUCUCUAACUACUGGGAUAGAACAACCCCCUCCUCUUCCAGAAAAGAGAAACAGUGCUUCAGCAACCAGGACGAGAUAUCCAUCAGAUUAUGACAAUGUAGAUCCAGGGACUGUCUUGGUUCCAGUAGUGACAUCUACAGUUACUGCAGUAUCGUCUGCUACAGGGGUAGCUCAAAUGAAGACAUCCCAGAGCACUGCUUCUUACACUAGUUUUCAGCAAAAGGCAAUGUACUCCAAAUCUGCUCAAUUCACCACAUCACAAGGGUCCUUCUCUAGUACAGAGACAUCUUCCAUAGGGACCCUUUCCAGCACAGAGAGUUCUCAAAGUUUACAAAAACCCCCACCACUUCCGCCAAAGAAAAGACAUGUUGAGGCGUACAUGCAGAUGUUUGGCAACUAUUCCCACCCUACAUCCCACCAUGACUUCACACGGCACUCUGUACACUCCGAGAACUACUACCAGAGUCAGUGGUAUCAACACCAGAUGGAGCUGUUUCACCCUCGCUCUCAUACCAUGAGCCUGAUAUCUGACCUGACGCGGCCGGAGUCGGAUCUUUUCUCAAUUGGCAGUGGAGCCUCGGUUGACGACCUGCUCAGUCUCCAUGUACCAGCCCUCCCACCCAAACUACGAACCUUGAGACAGAAGUCUGGUAGAAAUAACACAACCUUCACCACCGACUCGGGGACGUCUGACACUUCCUCUUUCAUGGACUCUGUCAGCACAACAGGGUCCUUUGAUGACACUACGAGUUUGGGAACUGAAAGCCUUAGAUCUGAUAGUCUGAGGUCUGAUAGUCUAAGAUCUGAUAGUAUUCGUUCUGAUAGUUUAGGCCCUCCAAGUACAGUUGUUGAGUCAGAGCCAGCUAAAUUUUUACUCCCACCAAAAACCAAAGAGCCUGAGUCAUCCACACCAGAGAAAGACACAGACUCGGACUUUGCAGAACUAAACCCCCUUGAUGAUGUGGAUGUCUCUGACCAGCUGGUUAGGAAGAAAAAGGGUGAAUCUGGUCCUGAAAUCCGUGGAGGAUCGGUAGAUGCUUUGGUUGUUCAUGCUACGGCUGCAGGCAAACAUGAGAGUGGGAUAGAAUGUGACGAUGACCCAGAUUUUAUGUAUCAAGAAGCAUUCCUUACCACCUACAGAACUUUUAUCUCUCCUGAUGAUCUCAUCAACAAGCUGCUCUAUAGAUACCAGAAGUUUGCCAAUAUGUCAGAUACAGGAAAGAAACGUCUUUCAAGGAACGCGUUUUCACUUCUAGUCAGAGUAGUAGAUGAGUUAUGUGGUAGUGAGCUAAAUGAGCAGUGCAUCCAGACACUGCUGGACCAGGUCUGUCAGCUCCUGUGUGACGGGGAACUCAUGCUGGCACGUAUUCUGAGGAAGAAGGCUCUUGAGAAGGUGGAGACCAGAAAACUGCAUCAGAUAACACAUCACAUGUCAUCACUGACGUCGCAUAGUCUAACUUCAAGACCCAUGCACCUGACCCUGUUCAAGUCACAAGACAUAGCAGAGCAGAUGACACUGAUGGAUGCAGAGCUCUUCCAGAGGAUAGAGAUCCCAGAGAUGUUAAGAUGGUCCAGAGAGCAGUCUGAGGAAAGUUGUCCCAAUCUUACGGAGUUCACAGAACAUUUCAACAAGAUGUCAUACUGGUGUAGGUCUCUGAUACUGAAACAGGAGGACCCCAGAGAGAGAGAGAGAUAUUUUAUCAAGUUCAUCAAAAUUAUGAAGUAUCUGAGAAAAUAUAACAACUUCAACUCUUACCUGGCCCUCCUCUCGGCUGUGGAUUCUGCUCCAAUCAGACGGCUGGAAUGGCAGCGACAAAACAUGGAUGCCCUGAAGGAAUUUUGUGAACUGAUUGAUAGCUCGUCCUCAUUCAAAGCGUACAGGCAGGCCCUUGCAGAGACUGAGCCUCCCUGCAUCCCUUACAUGUGA
Messenger RNA from Lingula anatina, 3451 nucleotides. Its product is annotated as rap guanine nucleotide exchange factor 1. NCBI's taxonomy places the organism in Eukaryota, Metazoa, Brachiopoda, Lingulata, Lingulida, Lingulidae. Gene Ontology annotation, cellular component: plasma membrane. The record is from RefSeq and is a predicted model, not a curated record. Gene Ontology annotation, molecular function: guanyl-nucleotide exchange factor activity. Gene Ontology annotation, biological process: Ras protein signal transduction.